This is a messenger RNA of Trichoderma asperellum CBS 433.97, 2598 nucleotides long. RefSeq lists its product as uncharacterized. Lineage: Eukaryota; Fungi; Ascomycota; Sordariomycetes; Hypocreales; Hypocreaceae. The record is from RefSeq and is a predicted model, not a curated record. Gene Ontology annotation, molecular function: protein binding.
CGCGCUAAGGCCGAGUCGCGUACUCUUAACAUCUACCACUUCUCAUCUCUCAAUAACCCAACAUCAUAUUCUUAGUCUAGCGAAAGCUAGCCCUCGAUACUUUUGCAUAGCCAACCGUUGAAUUGUUUCCAUUUUUUUUUAUCUCCCUUGUUUAAUUCCGUUAAUAACAAUCUGCACUUCUCUUAGCCGUUGUCCUAAGCGGGAGCCAGACACAAGACCCACAUCCUAAACCCGCCUGUCAAUUCCACUUUUCAGCGUCCAUCAGGGAGAGUGAACGCCGCGUGUGUAUGUCGAACGUUAGUCAAUUACAUCUCUUGAUGAGAGCCUCUCCAUGGAAGAAGCCAUCAGAGCCGGUCGUGCCAAGUAUGCGGCCGGCCAAUACAAAGAAGCGCUGCAUGUUUUCACUGAGGCUAUAAGUCUCUGCCCUUGUGCGUUGGAGAAGAGGAAGAGGAAGCGAGAGGCUCAGGAGCUCCAUGAUACCAAGGGGGCCGACCAGGCAGUCCAGGAUGCGACUGUCGAAUGUUAUAAUCCUCUCCAUCUUCAGGCUCUCAGCUAUCGGGCUGGAACGUUUGAAAAGAUCCCAGAUAUUCGCCGCGCGAAAGCUGACGCGCAGCGAAUGGUGCGCAUAGCGCCACUUUCACCUGAAGGCUAUCUUCGCACAAAUAAAGCCCUACGCAUCGAUCAAGAUCCAGAAGCCGCUUUUGAAUUGCUGACCAACGGUAUUCUAAGGCUUCUAGGUGGAGAUGGCGUUCAAAUGGGAGAUAUCAAGCGACUCGAUCAAGCUCGAGAUCCCCUCAAGCUCAGAUUUAGCAAGUUUGACCCUUUGGGUGAAUUUUUGAGUCUUGGUUUGAUGUCAAAGACUAGUCUGCCGGGGGAGCUCGUUCGGGAUAUCUUUGGCCGUUUCGAUAUAUUCACUUUGUGUCAAUGUCUGCGUGUCUCUAAAUCUUGGAAGAAGGCGUUAACGGCUCCGGGAAGCGCCCAAUUUUGGAAAUCAUUAAUUUUCCCUGGCUUUGCAUCCCCGCGCGUUCCAUACGCCUCAUUGAGAAAGCUGCUUUCUUAUUCAUUCAACGACGUUAGAGAGCUUGUCAUUGAUAAUUGUUCAAAAUUUAGGCUCGACCAGAGGAAGUUCACUGCCAUCUUGAACGCAGGAGCCAAGCUGGAACGCUUGGAGCUAGCUAGACCAUAUGAACGCCUGGACAUUUCACCUGUAAAUUUCAGGGGAAAUCUCAAGACUCUCAAACACUUGCGGCUUGAUGGGUUCUAUCAGCUCUAUGCGCCUAGCAACGAAGACAGAGAUCCAUAUCUCUACUUUUUACUGACCGCUGUGAACACUCUAGAGAGCUUAAGCCUUGUCGGAAUCCCCAGGCAAUGGUUCAACCCAGUGGGAAUGCCGAUUAUGGCUAAUUUGAAGCAUCUCAAAUUGACCAAGGCUCCCAAUCAGCCGUGGCAGUUACCUAUUCUUCAAUGGUUGAGACACGCCCCCCAGCUCGAGCAACUCUAUGUAGAGGAUCUCGUUUUCAGCCGCCAUCUUCCAGACGACGAGCCAUUCGACGAUUGCUGCGUGCCGAAUCUCAAAUCCAUUACGAUUGUAGAUACGCUACACCGUGUGCACCACGGUCAUCACCAUCACCAUAUGCACUCAAACCAGAUAGGUUCAACCGAAGCAUACCAGUAUCUUACAGCUUUAAAUCUGGGAAAAAAACUCAAAGCCCUAGACAUACGUUAUGAGUUUGACUACACGUACUUUGACCAAGAAGAGGGCGAUAUUUUUCUUCGUAUACAGCGACAUCUAUCGAGUGCAUACGAAGACCUACAGACAAUACGUCUCUCAAACACAGUCUUAUCACCAGAAACAGCGCAAAAUUUAUUCAUGCCAUCCAUCAAAGCCGGAAAACUGCGCUCAUUUGAUAUCAUCUUUCCUAUGCAGAAUUUAGACGAUGGGGUGGGGGAACCAAGUACCAGACACAUCCAGGGGUACGCGUGGCUUGAAGGGGCUGAGAGUAUUCGACGCCUCGGCUUGUACGAUUUUACCUUCAAAUUACACAUGUACCCGAAAGACAAUCCUUUGAUCCAGUUUCUGCAAACGUUUCCGUGUUUGGAAGAGCUGAGCCUGGAAUCAGAACGGGGGUAUAUCCCCAAUCACUUCGCACAGCUCGUCCAAGACGUAUUGGUCUCGGUGAAGCUCAAGACUAUAUACAGCACGACAGUUCGUGGCUCCAAAUUUGAUCAAAUAAGACAGCUAGCCGAAGACAAGGGCGUGAAUUUUGUCUGGACAAAACAGACUCGCGCGUGGCCAAUGAAAUUCAGAGACGAUUGAAGUGGCAAUGGACAGAAAUGACUAAUACAUCUAUGCCAAAGAGUGAACACAGUUUUGGAAGCAUUUACGCGAGGAACUAUGGUGGCGAGCAGCGAGUUUUCUAAAUAGAUCGCGUACAUCAGAAGACGGUGGUAGUGACAGGCAUAUGCAGCCUUGGAUACAACGGGGGCCAUAGUCAUGGCGCAUUCAUGAAGUUGUAAUGAGACAAUGAUUAUAGCAUAUAAUUGAGCAAAUAGGCCAUAUAUUCCUUCCGGUAUAGAAAGAAAAAAGUUUUUGCCCCG